Messenger RNA from Hypoxylon fragiforme, 1291 nucleotides. RefSeq lists its product as uncharacterized. The transcript has a single exon. Lineage: Eukaryota; Fungi; Ascomycota; Sordariomycetes; Xylariales; Hypoxylaceae. The coding region runs from base 251 to 1108 and encodes 285 amino acids. The record is from RefSeq and is a predicted model, not a curated record. Gene Ontology annotation, cellular component: kinetochore. Gene Ontology annotation, biological process: attachment of mitotic spindle microtubules to kinetochore; kinetochore assembly; protein localization to kinetochore.
CACCUUUCCCUUUUCAGCCAAAAUGUAAAUACUAAGACCGUGACUUCGCGAUCUUGAUGUUUUGCUUCCAACGCCAACCAAUGUUUGAUACAUCUAUAUAUAUUGAGCAAUUCACGAGGUAUCUGCAAAAUAAAACAAGUUGAAAUAAAACCAAGUAUAUAAAACUAUCCCCUAGAGUCGCCCACUAGAAAGAGCGACUCUUUUCAACAAAAAGGACCCACGCGACCAAGUCACAUUGCAUCUAUAUACGAUGGCGCCUAUCACAGCAGAUAAGGUCCUGACUAAGUUACAGUCACUUGCUGCUGGUCAGGAAAUCACCAUCCUAAAGCUCAGCGAGCCCAUAUCGGCCGCAGUUACACAAGCACAGGAUCUCCAUCAGCGCAUAUCAGACAUCUCCACCUCAUCCCUCGAUGCCACCACGCCGUCUUCUCUCGAGGCAGACUUAACCCAUUACCGGGAGCUGUUUUCCAAGCUCCGUUUCAGUUACAUAGAGCAGGUUACCAAAGAGAAGUUUAUCCGCGCCAUCGUGGGCGAUCCGCCUCUGAUUGUAAGCCCGCAGGAAAAUGUGGACCUCGAAAAGGAGAAUCUGGAGGCCAAGGCGAUGCUCAAGGCUUUGAAGACCGAAGUGGCGGGCAUGAUCACCGAGCUCGAGGAGAAGGCAAAAGACUUAAGUCAAAAGUAUGAAAAGGUCAAGGUCGAGACGGUGCAAUUGACCGAGCUCCCCGGCAAGCUCGAGGAACUUGAAAGCACGGUUGCCGAGCUCAAGGAGGCACGGGCAAAGGGGUCGAAUCCUAACCCUGAGAUGAACUUGCCCCUGGCCAGGACAGCAGACCUGCUAGAGAUGAAGAAGCGGCGAAAGGCUGAGCUGGAACGACAGCUAGAGCAACUACAGAGCCAGGUCCCGAGGAAGAAGAAGGAGCUAGAUCGGCUGCAGGCGGAGCUCCAGCCCCUCGAGACCAAGAGGCAGAAUAGUAUGACGGCCGCGAAGGAGGCGCAAAGACGAAAAGAAGCUGCGCUUGGGGGGGUUGAGGAUGAUCUCGAGGAGAGGGGCCGCUGGUAUAAGACUGCGGAGGGUGGCUUACGACAGGUUCUGGAGAUUGAGGGUUAAGUCAUGAUUGCUGUUUGAUACUCGAGGGGCGUCAGGCGUUCCAAGGCGUUUUGUUUUAACCAUUGUUAGUUUUACUGCCGAAAUACGAAGUACGAUAUGAUGCCAAUACCAAGUGUUAUGGACUGAGGGGGGUGAAUGAAGGAUUUCUACACCUAGUGACUCGCAACUUUACUACUACAUCAU